AUGGACCGGAAAACACUAGCAAUCUGGACGUUUUCCUCCAGCUCUGUGCUGCAGAGUCAGAGAGCCACAUGUUUUGAAUGUGCCACCCUGCUGUGCAGCCUGCUGCUCGGGGCCCACUACGACGUUUACUGUGUCAGCGGCUACGCUGUCAAAGAGAUGUGUCUGCUGGACCAGAGUCUGCAGGAGUGCCCCCUGCUGGACACAGAGGUCAAGAGUGUGAUCUCAGAGCAGGAGCCGCAGGAGAACAAAUACACAGUGAAACCUCUGAGGGAGCUGAAGAGUAACUUUGUGACGCAGCAGGAGAAGAAGAAACAGGAUGCAGAGGCUGCGAGGUUUCAGAAACACAAACUACAGGAGAGUGAGCAGCGACCUGCUGACCCCCUGCGAGGACUGCGGGUGCACUGCUGGGUGCUGGUGCUGUCAGGGAGUCGGAGCGUCCAGGAGAACUUCUUCAUCGACCCGCUGACCGGGAACAGCUACACCACUGACAAUGACAACUUCCUGGGCAUCGAGAGCGUGUGGAACAAUCUCAACUACUACGUCAACAUGCAGGACUGCAGGAACGGCUGCGCUGAUAUGGUGUAUGACCUGGAAGACUUAAAGAUAUGGGAGCCAGUCCUGUUCGGUGCAACCUACAAAAAGCAGCUGAUUCUUGAUGUGUUGAAGAAAAAGGAGAGUAAGCUGAUGAGCAAAAUCACCAAUGAUGUGGAGGAGGAGGAGCAGCCCCGAGCUUUUGAGAUGCCACGAUCCUGGGUCAGUGACAUCCCGAUCUCAAAACAAGACCUGGAGACCUGCUGGCCGGGAACACAGAAGGUGACCCAGUACAGAAAAGCAAAGCUGGAGAAGUUUGCACCGAACCUGAUGUCAGACGGGCUGAUCACACGACUGACUACAUACAAAGACCUGAACUGCACUGAUGUCGUCAUGGUGAAGGAGUGGUAUCAGCACAGUCACCAUUGUGUUGCCGCGUUCAGCCAAAGAUACAACAGAAAUGUGUUGAGAUGAACAUCUUUGAGAUCAUUACUUUAAGAGCGUCUGGAUGCGGAGGAGCAGCGGUGGCUGCAGGAGAAGGAGAAGGACAUCCUGGCUCCUCUCCUCAUUCGGCUGGACAACACAGAGACUCUGAGCGCCGAAGACGCCAAGCAGCUCCACCAGGACUGUUUGGCCGAGUUUAAACAGAGACUGGUGGAGCACGCCGACCUCAUUCAGGAACGCUAUGAAAAGUUAGCAUCGCACUGGUUCCCUCGACAAAAAGCCAAAAGGCACAAGGAAGCAGCUCCUCAAAAGUACCAAACUCUUGAUUGGAAGCUGAAACGAGACCCUCGACUGGCCCCUCACCUGCUCUGCUGAGUCACCUGAAUGUUAUACAUGUGCAUACUUUCCUCUAGAGAAGGAUUUAGAAAUCCUCCUUCGCACAUGCCCAUGUGUUCGGAGCACAACAUGCUGUGCAAAUAAACCUGCAGAAGCAACUUGAUCUGGUGCAGUCGAGCUACAAAGCACAUUAAAGAUAUUUCUAUUGGAGGACUGGAGUAAAUAUAUUAUCUCUAUUAUCUGUACCCCAGGGACAGUCUCAUAUCUGAGGCAGCUGCUGUAUGAAGAGCUCGACACAUUAUUUUAUAUUCCUUUCUUCUUUAUAUAUAUAUAAGAAUAGCAAUCAGAAAAUCUAAACGAAUCAAAUGCAACAACGUCAUGAAUUGAAUUGCAGACAUUCAAUGCCUUCCAUUAUGGAUGUUUCCGAAUAGUGAGACAGGCAGCACACAUGUAUUUAUAAAUGUAUUUUAUUUCACUUCAAACAUUAAAAACUACUUGUAAAUAAAUAAAUGUUAAACAAAUGAUAGUUAAAAACAAAUUCACAGCAAUGUAUCGAUAUAAAAUAACUGACAGCUUCUUCAACAGGUCAGCGUGUUUAUUUCUCCUUAAACAUAAAACACUAUAAAUCAAUCUAAACAAGAACAAAUGAACAAAUAAAAUGAUUUAACGUUGGAAUAAUAUAUCUGUUUUUAAAAUGUAGAGCUGUACAGUUUUGUGCAGGUACAUUCUGCAAGGAAUGUGCAAAAGUUCACAGUAUAAAGAAUAAUAAAGUCUAAAUAUAUCAGAUUAUAACAUCUCGUAGGGUCGUGAAGCCUUCUUCAUUUAAAGGGGUAUAAGACACCACAUCGUUGGCCUCUAUCUCUGGAUUUC
Cottoperca gobio is the source of this 2181-nucleotide messenger RNA. RefSeq names its product dynein regulatory complex subunit 7-like. Gene Ontology annotation, cellular component: motile cilium. The transcript is spliced from 10 exons. Gene Ontology annotation, biological process: flagellated sperm motility. NCBI's taxonomy places the organism in Eukaryota, Metazoa, Chordata, Actinopteri, Perciformes, Bovichtidae. Bases 1 to 1005 code for a protein of 334 amino acids. The record is from RefSeq and is a predicted model, not a curated record.